This is a messenger RNA of Rattus norvegicus (Norway rat), 2727 nucleotides long. NCBI's taxonomy places the organism in Eukaryota, Metazoa, Chordata, Mammalia, Rodentia, Muridae. The record is from RefSeq and is a predicted model, not a curated record.
GGUGGGGGCGGGGCGUCGGCCCGGAAGCCAGGCUCGGCCACGUCUGCGAGAUCUGAGUGAGCUGGUUAGGUGCACACUGCGCGGCCGCAUCUCGCCUUUGGAGAGAACGUUCUUGCUCCAGAUCUAGACAUGGAUCUGGAGGCUGUUUCUAAGCGCUCGGCAUUCCAUGCCAAGCCUCAGGGGCUCAUUCUUCAGUAUGGGACUGCUGGAUUCCGGACAAAUGCCCAACAUCUUGAUCAUAUCAUGUUUCGAAUGGGGUUGCUAGCUGUUCUGAGGUCAAAGCAGACAAGAUCUACCAUUGGAGUCAUGGUUACGGCCUCACACAACCCUGAGGAAGACAAUGGCGUGAAAUUGGUCGAUCCUCUGGGGGAAAUGUUGGCCCCUUCCUGGGAGGAGCAUGCCACCCGUCUGGCCAGUGCCGAGGAGCAGGACCUGCCCAAGGUGCUUGCUGCCAUCGUGGAGAGAGAAGCCGUGGAUCCGCAGCAGACUGCCUUCAUAGUUGUUGGCAGAGACACCAGACCCAGCAGCGAGAAACUUUCCCAGUCUGUAAUAGACGGCGUGACUGUUUUAGGAGGUCAAUUCCAUGAUUAUGGCCUCUUGACCACACCUCAGCUACACUACAUGGUGUAUUGCCGGAAUUCCGAAGGCCGCUAUGGACAGGCCACCAUAGAAGGCUACUGCCAGAAACUCUCCAGGGCUUUCGUAGAACUCAUGAAACAGGCUUCCUGCAGUGGAGACGGAAGCAGAUGGGUUAAGGUUGACUGUGCCAACGGCAUAGGGGCCUUGAAGCUAAAGGAAAUGGAGCACUACUUCCGCCAGGGACUGUCGGUUCUGCUGUUUAAUGAUGGGACUGAAGGGCGGCUCAACCACCUGUGCGGUGCUGACUUCGUGAAAAGUCAGCAGAAGCCCCCCCAGGGAAUGGCAAUGAAGCCGGGUGACAGAUGCUGCUCCUUUGACGGGGAUGCAGACAGGAUCGUGUAUUACUACUGCGAUGCAGCUGGCCGCUUUCAUCUCAUAGACGGAGACAAGAUAGCGACGCUCAUCAGCAGCUUCCUUAAAGAGCUACUGUUGGAGAUUGGAGAAAAUCUGAAUAUCGGCGUCGUACAGACAGCAUAUGCAAAUGGAAGUUCCACAAGGUACCUUGAAGAAGUUAUGAAGGUACCUGUGUAUUGCACUAAAACCGGUGUCAAACAUUUGCAUCACAAGGCUCAAGAGUUUGACAUUGGAGUUUAUUUUGAAGCGAAUGGGCAUGGCACAGCUCUGUUCAGUGAAGCGGUUGAAGCGAGGAUAAAGAGACUCGCCCAAGAGCUGGAAGAUGAAAAGGGAAGAGCUGCCAGGAUGCUUGCGAGCUUCAUCGACUUAUUCAACCAGGCAGCUGGAGAUGCUAUUUCUGACAUGCUGGUGAUUGAGGCCAUCCUGGCUCUGAAGGGGCUGUCUGUACAGCAGUGGGAUGCUAUUUAUGCCGAUCUUCCUAACAGACAACUCAAAGUUAAGGUUGCGGACAGAAGAGUUAUUAGCACCACAGAUGCUGAGAGACAAGCAGUCACUCCACCAGGACUCCAGGAGGCAAUCAAUGACCUGGUGAAGAAGUACAAGCUUGCCCGAGCUUUUGUACGGCCCUCUGGUACUGAGGAUGUUGUCCGAGUCUAUGCAGAAGCCACCUCACAAGUAAGCUGGGAUCAAUCUACUGACAGAGUUGGGAAUCAAGGAACACAGGGAAGGAGCAAGCACUCUGUGUUUGGAUCUCACCAUGGCUUUCCUUUGACAUCUGUGAAUACAGUCCUUUAGGAAAUGGAGAUUGAAGUGAGUGUGAAUACAGUGAGAGGCUAGUCAGAGGUACACGGUUAGACAAGUUUACACCCCCUUUAAUUUGUUCCCAGACAAUGUUCUUUAUCCCAGAUUCUCGAGGAUGUGUUCUGGCUGUGCAGGGAUAAGUAAUAAAUCCUUAGUUUAGUUUGACACAUGCUAAUUUUAAUAUAUUCUUUUCCCCCUUUAAAUCUGUAGUUUGUGGAAGUUUCUGGACUUUCCAAACCUUUCUUCAGAGGAUAUUCCUGUCCUUACUCUGUACCUGUAUUUUCUGCAAUUUUAUCAUUUGCCCUUUGGGUGAACGUGGAGAAACAUCAACAGUUACCUCUAAGAAUUACUUAUGGAGGCUUGGUUUUAAGUUAAUUUAGAAUAAUUUUAUAAACUAGAAACUGAAAAUUGCAUUUAGAAGUACCCAACCCACUUUUUAUUUAAUUGUGGGCUUUAGAACUUAUUACUAAAAGCUGGAAACAGUCGGGAAGGACCCAAAACAGGCACUGUGCCUCUCCCCUAACCUUACUGUGAUUUGCAGGAAAGUGCAGAUACGCUUGCCUAUGAGGUGAGCUUGGCGGUGUUUCAGCUGGCCGGAGGCAUUGGAGAAAGACCACAACCACCUUUCUGAAGAUGAAUUUUAUAUUCUGUGGAAAUGGACUUCUGAAAUGUUUUUAUAACACUUUAUAAUACUAAAGCACUAAGGCAUUUGCAAUCGUGACAUGACAAAUGCAUGCUAAUGGAUUAUUUCUAGAUGGUUUUUAAAUGCUACCAGGAAAAAAAUGUUUAGAAGCUCUAAAUCUUAGACAUGGGAAUGAAGCUUACCCUGAUUUUAAUCUGUAUUAUGUUUUAAUAGCUCAAGUGUCAUUAAUUUUACAGGGUAUGCAGUGAAUUCAUGUAGGGUAUUGGGAAUUAAACUUUAUUACCAACUAA